UCAUACAAUCUUUCGCUUUUCGUAUUUGGAUUUGCCCGUGGUCAUCGCACACUCACCCCAUCUGCCACCAACAUAAAGUUAACUCAUCAUGUCAUCCACACUCGACUAUCUCAAGCAGUACACCACCGUGGUCGCGGACACGGGAGACUUUGAAUCCAUCGCUGCCUACAAGCCCCAAGACGCCACAACAAACCCAUCGCUCAUCCUCCAAGCGACCCAAAAACCAAACUAUGCUCACUUGAUCGAUACUGCCGUCCAGUACGCCAAGAAGAAGGGUGGAAGCCUUGAUGAGCAGGUCGAACUCGCGGUUGACAAGUUGUUGGUGAACUUUGGUUCCGAAAUCCUCAAAAUCGUCCCUGGCCGAGUCUCAACUGAGGUUGAUGCCCAUCUGUCCUUCGACACUGAGGGUACCAUCAAGAAAGCUCUGGAAAUCAUUGCUUUGUACAAGGAGGCCGGCGUCGACUCUAACCGAGUCCUCAUCAAGAUUGCUUCCACCUGGGAAGGAAUUCAAGCUGCCCGCGUCCUCGAACGCGAUCACAACAUUCACUGUAACCUCACCCUUUUGUUUUCCUUUCCACAAGCUGUUGCCUGUGCCGAAGCAGGUGUGACGCUUAUCUCUCCGUUUGUGGGACGUAUUCUGGACUGGUACAAGGCAAAGACUGGAAAGGAUUACCGGGGUUCCGAAGACCCUGGCGUCCAGUCUGUCCAGAAGAUCUACAACUAUUACAAAAAGUAUGGCUACAAAACCAUCGUCAUGGGUGCCAGCUUCAGAAACGUGGAGGAGAUUGAAGAGCUGGCUGGCUGCGAUUUCUUGACGAUCAGCACGAAAUUGUUGGAGGAAUUGGCUAAAACGACCAAGCCUAUCGAACGCAAGUUGAGUCCUGAGAAGGCGCAGGCUUUGGACAUCCCCAAAGUGUCUUACGACGAGAAGAAGUUUAGAUGGGAGUUGAACGAGGAUGCUAUGGCAACCGAAAAGCUUGCUGAGGGUAUCCGGAACUUUGCUGCGGACGGCAGGAAGCUCAAGGACAAUAUUAAAGCGAAACUCCAAGCGUAGAGCGCAGGAUUUAGCUCUAGAACGGGGCACUAUGUUCAUAGCAUCUACACUCUUGUGGUCUGAUCAUGCACUUUUGCAUGAGUGCACAUAUCUGUAAUGAGCGCAACAGGGAUUCUGUAAUGUAGUUUCUGUGUGACAGUUUUAUGCAGUGUUUUUAUCGGAUACUCUUAUCUAGCAUCUCUGGAUCCAUCAG
Molecule: messenger RNA, 1247 nt
Organism: Spizellomyces punctatus DAOM BR117
Lineage: Eukaryota; Fungi; Chytridiomycota; Chytridiomycetes; Spizellomycetales; Spizellomycetaceae
Product: transaldolase
Exons: 4
Coding region: 89-1054 (321 amino acids)
Biological process (GO): carbohydrate metabolic process; pentose-phosphate shunt; pentose-phosphate shunt, non-oxidative branch
Cellular component (GO): intracellular anatomical structure; cytoplasm
Molecular function (GO): transaldolase activity
Source: RefSeq, a predicted model, not a curated record